CAGCCUGAGACCUCGGAGCAGAGAAGGUGCCUCCGACUCCCGACUCCCUCAAGCUGCCAGAUCAUCUCCCACAGAGGCAUCACCGGCCUUCCCCCAUUCCAUCCUCCCUUUCUUCCUUGACUUUCCCUCUUUUCUUACCCAUUAGCUUCUUCUCCCGGUGGACUUAAGUCCACUCUGCUCCCCCUCCCUUUGGCUGCUCGCCUACUCUGUCUUCUACAUCUCUUUCCUCGCCCACUUCCUUCGGUGUCACGCUCCCUCCUAGUUUUGUGCGUCUACAAAGUUUUGAGCGGAAUUUUAGCCUCGGCAAACAAGUCCCCCCAGCUCCUUCAGCUAAUUCCCGCGGCUUCUCUCCAGACACCAGCUCCAGACAGUGACUGAUGCCUCUCGGACUGUGAUUCCAGCGCAGAAACUCGAAGGAGCUCUACUUAGUCAACCCCUUCCUAGCCACGAAUGACCAUGUGUAGCGGAGCAAGGCUGGCCCUGCUGGUCUACGGGAUAAUAAUGCAUAGCAGCGUCUCCUGUUCACCUGCUGCUGGACUCAGCUUCCCUGGGAUCAGACCAGAAGACGAGGCUUAUGACCAGGACGGAAACCCACUCCAAGACUUCUACGACUGGGACCCUCCGGGCGUGGGGAGCCCCGCCUCCGCGCUGCGUGACGCUUACGCCCUUUACUACCCAGCCGACAGGAGAGAUGUCGCCCACGAAAUCCUUAACGAAGCCUACCGCAAAGUCUUGGACCAGCUCUCCGCCAGGAAGUACCUGCAGUCGGUCGUGGCCAGGGGCGUGGGGGAGAACCUAGGCGGCGGUGCGGUGGACGACCGGGCACCCCUAACCAAACGCCACUCGGACGGCAUCUUCACAGAUAGCUACAGCCGCUACCGAAAACAAAUGGCUGUCAAGAAAUACUUGGCGGCCGUGCUAGGGAAAAGGCAGGUGGUUGGAGGCUGCCCCAGAUCACAUUGCAAACAGAGAAAGCAAGCAGGCACUUCAGCCUGUGUCCAGCUACAGGAUCAAUCUUUAGUUCUGCAGUCUCCUCAGGCAAUGUGACCUGGGAUGCAGUUUGCAGCUUUAGUGCCUUUCUUUGCCUUUUAAAAUCGCCACGAAUCACAGAUGGCUAUUUAGUGGCCCUACGAUGCUGCACCACAUCGGCUUGCGUUUUAGUCUUAAUUUUUUGUUUCUUGGAUAAUUGUUUGUGUCAGCUGUUAGUGGUGAAACAGGGCUCCAGUGAACCUUUUAUUUAUGAAGUCUAACUUAGUGUUCACGUGGCUAGUGGCAAGCAUUUUACAGUGAUCACCCAAUUUAAUCUUUUGUAUACUUUCUAGAAAUGCCAAGAGCCUUACUAAACUGGAGCAGACUAUGAUAUAGGUAGCUGUUAGUCUUGAAGCUCAUAUUUUGUGUGCAACUGCUUAUACAAACAUAUUAACCAAGCAUUAUUACACACAUAAUAUCUAUAACUAGGACUUUGGUAACUGUUAUAUAAAAGUGUGUAAAAUUUGUAUGAAUAAAUUUUUGUAAAC
Molecule: messenger RNA, 1517 nt
Organism: Arvicanthis niloticus (Nile rat)
Lineage: Eukaryota; Metazoa; Chordata; Mammalia; Rodentia; Muridae
Gene: Adcyap1
Product: adenylate cyclase activating polypeptide 1
Biological process (GO): adenylate cyclase-activating G protein-coupled receptor signaling pathway; positive regulation of ERK1 and ERK2 cascade; neuron projection development
Cellular component (GO): extracellular region; perikaryon; neuron projection
Molecular function (GO): neuropeptide hormone activity; pituitary adenylate cyclase activating polypeptide activity; peptide hormone receptor binding
Source: RefSeq, a predicted model, not a curated record